CGAGAGGAAAAAAAAAAGAAGUCAAGCACUCGUACGAGCGGUCGACGAAGGAGGAAGAGGACGAAAAACCCGUUCGUUGAAGAAGGAGAGGAGCGUUUUCUUCGCGACUCCGCGUAUUCGUAUAGGGGAGGGGGAGUGGGGCGUCUGUCCCAAAGGGGAGUGGUGGUCGCUCGGGACGGUGGGACCGCGUCGUCGUCAUAGCUGAACAAAGAGGUGUAACGUGGGGGUAUACGACUUCGGGCCCCGGACCCGACGGGCCCCCGGGUGGCGAAGGCGAAAGUGUGCCGCGUAUAUAAGGCCAGGAAUCGACGGCAAUCAGCAUCCAGUUCACUCCUGGACGCACCCGGAACAUCGCGAGAGCAAAAAUGAGAAUCCUGGUUUACGUGGCGGUUGCCACCCUCGUGGUUACGACAGUGCUGUCGGAGGAGACCGCGAAAGUCGAGAAAUCGGCGGAGAAGUCCGAGAAGAAGCAAGAGAAGCGAGGCCUGCUUGGUCUUGGCUACGGUUACGGUUAUGACGGCGGAUACGAUAUUGGAUCUGGCGGACACAUCGGCCUUGAUGUAGGCGGUGGAUACGGCGGAUACGGCGGACACGGAGGAUACGGAGGAUACGGAGGAUAUAUUGGCGGAGGAUACAUCGACGGUGGUCAUGAUCACCACGUAAAGACCGUGACCGUUGUGAAGAGCGUCGCCGUCCCCUACCCCGUGGAGAAACACGUCCCCUAUCCGGUAGAAAAGCCGGUGCCAGUUCCCGUCAAAGUGCCCGUUCCGCAACCCUACCCCGUUGAGAAGCACGUGCCCUAUCCAGUCAAGGUCCUCGUGAAGGUGCCCGUACACGUGCCCCAGCCCUAUCCGGUGGAGAAGAAAGUUCCCUAUCCGGUCCACGUACCGGUCGACCGUCCCUACCCGGUCAAGGUCUACGUACCGCAGCCGUAUCCCGUUGAGAAACACAUUCACGUACCGGUAAAAGUACCAGUGCCGCAGCCCUACCCCGUCGAGAAGCCAGUUCCAGUACCAGUGAAGGUCCCAGUCCACGUACCUCAGCCCUACCCCGUCGAGAAGCUCGUCCCCUAUCCCGUCAAAGUCCCGGUCGACCGUCCCAUCCACGUUCCUGUGCCCAAGCCCUACCCCGUCCACAUCGAGAAACCUGUCCCCUAUCCCGUUGAGAAACCCGUUCCCUACCCCGUGAAAGUUCCGGUUGACAGGCCAUAUCCCGUUCAUAUCGAAAAGCAUGUGCCAGUCCCGGUCAAAGUACCAGUACCUCAGCCAUAUCCGGUCGAGAAGCACAUACCUUACCCCGUCGAGAGACCCGUGCCUGUAGCAGUCAAGGUCCCAGUCGACAGGCCGUACCCCGUUCACAUCGAGAAACCUGUCCCCUACCCCGUGGAGAAGCCCGUCCCCUAUCCUGUUAAAGUGCCGGUGGCUGUGCCCGUCCAUCACGAGCAACAUCACGGCGGUUACUACAGCGGUGGAUACGGCGGUGGAUACGGUGGUGGAUACGAUGGUGGAUACGAGGGUGGCGACUACGGUCACCACUAAUGUCGCUACCUCCCGGCUGGUUAUCCAUCGUCGUCGUGCAAGAAACCCCAGCCGCGACAACGACGGAUAGCCGCGAGGACCUUGUCUUAGAUUACGAAGGUUACCGAUCCGAAACGUUGCCGUGCGGCGCAGCGAUAUCUGCCACUUUGUACCUGGAUCGGAAUCGAGGACGAUCUCCGGUAGACGAUCGCGUACCGGGCCAUCGUACCUACGAAUCCGAUCGCAACGAGGACGCGGCACGGCGACGUGUGCCAGUUAGGAAGAACGAAUGACCAGUAGGGAUGUACUCGUCUUCAGCGAUAUUCGCUCGAGAGCAGCUCGCUUGUCUUACUUUUGUACCGAUAUUAGCAAAGUAUAUGUAUUUUUGUACGGAAAAUAAAAUAAAUAUUAAUGUAAAGUAAUUGCGCAUUAGUGUGUCUUAUGUGUGUAAUCUACUCAUU
Messenger RNA from Temnothorax curvispinosus, 1978 nucleotides. Its product is annotated as proline-rich protein 4-like. The record is from RefSeq and is a predicted model, not a curated record. Lineage: Eukaryota; Metazoa; Arthropoda; Insecta; Hymenoptera; Formicidae. The coding region runs from base 366 to 1538 and encodes 390 amino acids. The transcript has 2 exons.